Molecule: messenger RNA, 602 nt
Organism: Hypoxylon trugodes
Lineage: Eukaryota; Fungi; Ascomycota; Sordariomycetes; Xylariales; Hypoxylaceae
Exons: 2
Coding region: 38-289 (83 amino acids)
Source: RefSeq, a predicted model, not a curated record
CAAGCUCUUGCUCAGCGAGCUUCGGUGCAUUCUGCGGAUGGGUGGGGCAAACCUGAGACGAGAAGAAUACCGGGAUCAUAAGAUAGCUCCCGUCACUGUCGUGUCAGCUUCAGGCAUACAUGUUAGGAUUGUUCAAGGCUAUGUUGAUGGCGACAAGGAGUGCGUCUUCGUGCGAAAGUCACGUAUUAUCAAUAUCGAUGGAAACGAACAGGAGAACUUGGAGGAACUCGUGAAUAUCGCUUGUUGGCUCUUAGGAAGCCCAUGCAGAAAAACAGAGAUCCUUAGUUAGACCGUAACUAAGUAGAGGCCGAGGUUACGGCACCGCCCUUAGAGACGGACAUAACUGAGAUAGCUUCAGUAACCCUCCUUUCCAUCACCCCUGUAUAUUUCCUUGACACGCGCACAUUUAUACGAACAUAUCAGAUUACAAGACACCGGGAUAGCUAGGUACCAGAGAAUUAAAUCCUUAUUUGUUACCAUGAAGGUUGCGAAGCAAAGAGGUAAUUAGUUGUAGAAUAUAUUUAUCUCAGCCAGCACUAUGUUUGAAGGCGGGAGAGAUUUCGUCUUCCUCUUACAACAACACCCAUAGCUAUAUAAAUCCU